Messenger RNA from Branchiostoma belcheri (Belcher's lancelet), 1152 nucleotides. Its product is annotated as adenosine receptor A2b-like. Gene Ontology annotation, biological process: G protein-coupled receptor signaling pathway. Gene Ontology annotation, cellular component: membrane. The coding region runs from base 1 to 1152 and encodes 383 amino acids. The transcript has a single exon. Gene Ontology annotation, molecular function: G protein-coupled receptor activity. The record is from RefSeq and is a predicted model, not a curated record. Lineage: Eukaryota; Metazoa; Chordata; Leptocardii; Amphioxiformes; Branchiostomatidae.
AUGAACGGCAGCUUGGUGAAUUUUACCCAAGGGAACUUUACAGCACACGAGACAUUCUGGCCGUGUGUCCAGUGGCGACUGGAAACUGAGUUGGACUACGACCUGGCGAUAGCAGCAUGCUACCAUCUUCCCGACCCGUUUCAGGUCCAGAACAGGAAAAUCGGGAUCGCAUCCGCCACUGUGGGGGCAGCCAGUAUCCUCCUGAACGGCGCGGUGUUGUCUGGAAUUUUCAGAAACCACCAGCUGACUGAACCCAUGUACAUGUUCGUGGCAAACCUCUCCAUGGCGGACUGUGUGGCAGGUUUGUUCUCUUUUCUCUUCUGUGCCAUCAUGCACGGGGAUGUCAUGCAACCACUAACAUCACUGGCCUUAUUCUGCUUGUUCUUUUUCGUGUUGGUUUUAUCAGCUAUCGGCGUGGUACUCCUGUCAAUGGACCGUUAUCUGGCCAUCUUCCACCCGAUAUUCUACCAGACCCGCAUGUCUGGGCGACACGUUGCCGUGAGUUUGGGGAUCGCGUGGCCAGCCUGCGCGCUUGUCUGUCUGUCUCCUCUCAUGGGCUGGAACUGCAUCGAUAACGAAAAGGAAAACUGUAUGAGGAAUUCCCCCGAUAACUACCUCAUACUGAUAAACAUCAUUCUGAUCGUGGCUGUGGUAGUCGUGGUCUUCGUCAACGUUAGAAUCUUCAUCGUACUGAAGCAGCGCUUCUCUAGAAUGGGACUCGUUCAGAAGCCUCAAGACAACCUGCCCGCCGCACGUCGCAGGGAACAGCGAGUCACCGCGAGAGAGCGGCACCAGCUCAGACUCAAACUGAAGACGGCGGUGACUGUCGUGAUGAUCGCGGCGUUGUUCAUCGUCGUUUGGCUGCCGAUCUGUGUCGGCUUCGUCAGAGGCGUCACCUGUCACGCGAGCGACCAGUGCACGACAGAACCGCGACCUUACUGGGGGCUGCUGAUCGCAUUCUGCGGUUCCGUGGUUAACCCGUUCAUCUACGCGCUCAGGAUCAAGAAGAUUAGACAGGCUCUGCUGCGGAGAGCGAGAAGACUGGCGAACGUCGUUCACGAAAGACUGUGGUGGCCAUCGACCCGAGUACUGGACAUUCAGAUCGUUGGAAAUGUAUACGUACAACGGAUUGAACACAAUGCUGGUAAUUGA